This is a messenger RNA of Miscanthus lutarioriparius, 1098 nucleotides long. The record is from the annotation of a GenBank genome assembly. Lineage: Eukaryota; Viridiplantae; Streptophyta; Magnoliopsida; Poales; Poaceae.
AUGGGGAGCCUGGCGUCCGAGAGGAAGGUGGUCGGGUGGGCCGCCAGGGACGCCACCGGACACCUCUCCCCCUACUCCUACACCCUCAGGAGCACAGGCCCUGAAGAUGUGGCGGUGAAGGUGCUCUACUGUGGGAUCUGCCACACGGACAUCCACCAGGCCAAGAACCACCUCGGGGCUUCGAAGUACCCCAUGGUCCCUGGGCACGAGGUGGUCGGUGAGGUGGUGGAGGUCGGGCCCGAGGUGACCAAGUACGGCGUCGGCGACGUGGUAGGCGUCGGGGUGAUCGUCGGGUGCUGCCGCGAGUGCAGCCCCUGCAAGGCCAACGUUGAGCAGUACUGCAACAAGAAGAUCUGGUCCUACAACGACGUCUACACUGACGGCCGGCCCACGCAGGGCGGCUUCGCCUCCACCAUGAUCGUCGACCAGAAGUUUUUGGUGAAGAUCCCGGCGGGUCUGGCGCCGGAGCAAGCGGCGCCGCUGCUGUGCGCGGGCGUGACGGUGUACAGCCCGCUGAAGGCCUUUGGGCUGACGACCCCAGGCCUCCGUGGCGGCAUCCUGGGCCUGGGCGGCGUGGGCCACAUGGGCGUGAAGGUGGCGAAGGCCAUGGGCCACCACGUGACGGUGAUCAGCUCGUCGUCCAAGAAGCGCGCGGAGGCGAUGGACCACCUGGGCGCGGACGCGUACCUGGUGAGCUCGGACGCGGCGGCCAUGGCGGCGGCCGCCGACUCGCUGGACUACAUCAUCGACACGGUGCCCGUGCACCACCCGCUAGAACCCUACCUGGCGCUGCUGAAGCUGGACGGCAAGCACGUCCUGCUGGGCGUCAUCGGCGAGCCCCUCAGCUUCGUGUCGCCCAUGGUGAUGCUGGGGAGGAAGGCCAUCACGGGGAGCUUCAUCGGCAGCAUCGACGAGACCGCCGAGGUGCUCCAGUUCUGCGUCGACAAGGGGCUCACCUCCCAGAUCGAGGUGGUCAAGAUGGGGUACGUGAACGAGGCGCUGGAGCGGCUGGAGCGCAACGACGUCCGCUACCGCUUCGUCGUCGACGUCGCCGGCAGCAACGUCGAGGAGGCGGCGGCCGAUGCGCCGAGCAACUGA